Messenger RNA from Cooperia oncophora, 699 nucleotides. NCBI's taxonomy places the organism in Eukaryota, Metazoa, Nematoda, Chromadorea, Rhabditida, Trichostrongylidae. The record is from the annotation of a GenBank genome assembly.
AUGGCUAUCGAUGUACUGCUUUGCUCAAACUUCGAAAGUUCAGCGCAACAAGGAGUACUCUAUGCGAUCGUCCACGCUGGGCAAUUCAUGCCAGAAAACGAGGCUUUCGUUUUCUACGAGGUUCCCGAAUAUGUAGUGGUGAUCGAAGAAGAAGAUGAGAUCAUUCCAGUCGAGUUCGAGUCUUGCCACAUUAUGAACGGUUCCUACUUUAUGUGUAUGGAAAGGGCUCAUGGCGAGUGCGACAUCAAUACGAUGGAUUCUUGUGAUAUCUUCGCUCAGUCCACCGCCACUAACUUCACGUUCAUCCGAUCUUUCGGUACUGGCAGGAUAGUGGCCACUAAUCAGCCGGAAGUUAACAUUACUGGUUCUAUGGUGAAGGCACCCUCUAAUAUAUUCACCCAUCACACCUCCUACGAAUUGGAGGAAACUGAAGACGACGAGUCAAAACUGGUCUCCUAUUCGAAGACGACCGCAGUUGAAAACGAGGUCUCAUUCCCCAGCAUGUCACACGCGGCCAGAGACGCUGUUCAUGCCAACCAUCAUGCCACUCGUUUAUAUCGUCUGACUGCGGAGGGCAUCCCUGUAUGCGCAACCAGGUUGCGUUUCAUUGCCUUCCAUAAAUUAGUCGAGCUAGUGGCUGAACCUGGAAAAGCAUCUGUUUGGGACGACGUUCGGGACUUCUUCCUGCAUCUCAUUUGA